This is a messenger RNA of Xyrauchen texanus (razorback sucker), 1852 nucleotides long. Its product is annotated as endonuclease domain-containing 1 protein-like. The record is from RefSeq and is a predicted model, not a curated record. The coding region runs from base 67 to 1014 and encodes 315 amino acids. Gene Ontology annotation, molecular function: nucleic acid binding; hydrolase activity; metal ion binding. The transcript is spliced from 2 exons. Lineage: Eukaryota; Metazoa; Chordata; Actinopteri; Cypriniformes; Catostomidae.
UUUAAUGCCUCACUCUGAGCUCCCUCACACAUUAUUUAUCAUAUAUCACUCUUCCUCACCUUCACAAUGAAGCUGCUCAUUCUUGGGUUCAUGCUGCAGGCAUUUGGAUACCUGGCCAUUGGAAAGGUGGUAGAGUCGUUUAAGGAUUCAUGUCCUGAUUUCUUCAUCAAUGAUCCGUCAGACCAAAAUGUCCACUAUCCUCCCACUGUUCUUUAUGAUAGCCAAAAUCCAAAUAGAUACAAGCAGAUUUGUCAGCAAUGGAACAAUGAAUACAGAUAUGCCACUCUGUAUGACACGAAGGGCAGGAUCCCAGUGUACUCUGCUUAUUACUAUGUAGGAUAUCACAAGGUAGACAAAGCUGAAUGGAAGAUUGAGCCACAGCUUGAUGACCCCAAUCUAGGACCUGAUAUGGAACGAGAGAACACCAUACAGACAAAAGACAAAGGCAAAAACCAGGCACUGUAUGGUGACUAUGCAUUUCACACAAAAGAUUACACCAGGGGCCACCUUUACCCACGUUGCCAUAAUAACGAUCAGGACUGUGCCAUCGCUACCUACACACACACCAAUGCUGUACCACAGACGCAAGCCGACAACAAUGACUGGGCUCACAAUGUGGAGCGGAAGAUAGAGAAAAUCAUACAGGACAACUGUGACAAGGGCUUUGCACAUGUUGUGACUGGAGCAGUGCCUGGACAGUUCUGGCUGGACAUCAAGAGAGAUAACAUCCCUGUCAAAGAAGGAGUCAACAUCCCUGAAUAUUUCUGGACCGCCUACUGCUGCCAUGACAAUGAAUCGAAUGCUCUCUUGUCAGGUGCCUGGCUGGCCAAAAGAAACCAUAAAGGACUGGUGGUGUGGAAGAAGACGGUGAAGCAGCUAGAGGAGGAACUCACCAAACUCUAUGGAAACAUAGAAGGAGAAUUCAUCAUGUUUGGAGGGUUGUGCCAAGGGAGAAUCAUAAGCAGAUUUUACUACGCUCUGACUAACCUGUAUUUCAACUUUUUUAGUAAUUAAACAUUAACCCGUUACAAUUAUCCCAGUAUAAUACUAGCAAAGCACAACUGACUAAGGUUUUGUCCCUGCACCACUUACAGCAACCUUAAUCCAAGGGGUCAUUCUUUUUGAUUUGAUGGCAAACUUUUAAAGGAACCUGAAAUUCAUAUAUAUCUGAUAGAACUGCUUUGCAGUUAAUAAUAAUAAUAAUAAUAAUAAUAAUAAUAAUACAUUUACAGGGAAGAGUUUUCACUAAAAUAUAACAUUUGAUAUGCCACAUUUAAAUGGGGUUUUAUGUAGCCAGCUACUCCAUCUGCACAUGACAGCUGAUUAAACUUUGUUACUUUCUGCCAGAGAUGGGUAGUAAUGUGCUACAUAUACUUUGUUACAUUUACUUGAGUAACAUUUUGAAAAAAAAGUACUCUUAAGAGUAGGUUUAACUGGUCAUACUUAUACACUUACACAAGUUCCUUUUUAAUCACAGAAAUGUACUUUUACUUCACUACAUUCUGUGGCAUUCCUCCGUUACUCUUAAAUGUUAAUGAAUAUAUUUAGUUUUAAUCAUUUGUUUAUAUCACGUAUAAUGAGGUCUCGCCAUACGCUGCAGUGGUCUGAAUGCGGACGCAACCGCUCACUUUUUUAGAGGCUCAGACCUGGAGAGGGGGAAGAAGCAAGCGUGUCAAGGGAGGAAGGACACACACACACACACAAACAUAAUAACACAGACAAACACACACUUUCUCUUCUGUUCUAUUCCAUAGUCUGUUCUUUUGUUCUCUGUUUUCUUGUUUAAAUGCAGAUGCUGACAAGUUUGUGUUGUUAACAUGUUGUGAAAAUAAAGACAGUCAACUGUUGAAAA